UAAGGGGAGGCUAAGCACCCACAAUCCUUCACUUGACGUGUACAAGCGCCAUUUUGUGUACAUGUAGUUAUCAAACGACAUACAUCUAUUGUAAAGACCUUUCGAAAAGCUGCAGGAUCAAACACCACACUUUAUGAAGUAGUUAUCGUAGCCAUUUAUUUCAACUUCUUUGAGAGACAUUCGCAUUAGAAAGUAUGGCAGCUGUGUAUACUUGCCUGGCGAUAAUGGUUACUUUGGAAACCGUUUACAGCUUCUAUCUUCCUGGAUUAGCUCCAGUCACUUACUGCGAAGAAGCCCAAGUAAACUGUCCGUCUAGCAUUGCUGUUUAUGUGAAUCGCCUGAACUCCAUUGAAACUGUAAUCCCGUAUGAAUAUCACAGCUUUGAUUUCUGUACUGAUGUGGAUGAAACACAGUCUCCUGUUGAAAAUUUGGGUCAGGUGGUUUUCGGAGAGCGCAUUCGACCAUCAAAAUAUUCUUUGACAUUCAACAAGAAUGAGACAUGCAAAACCGCCUGUCAGAAGGUAUACAAGGAGGAAAAUAAAGAUGAUGUGAACAAACUCAAUUUUCUGAAGAAAGGCAUCAGUCUAAACUACCAGCAUCAUUGGAUUAUAGACAACAUGCCAUUGACCUGGUGCUAUCAGGUGGAGGGUGCACAAGUCUACUGCUCGCCAGGAUUCCCAGUGGGGUGCUAUGUCACAUCAGAGCAGAGACGAAAAGAUGCAUGUGUGAUUAAUUCUUUAUUUACGGAAAAGGAUACAUACUACCUGUUCAACCAUGUGGACUUGCUUAUCACCUACCAUCCUGGCUCUCUCGAGGAUUGGGGGUCCAAGCUAAAGGGUAUUUAUGGACGUAUAGUAUCGGCCAAAGUUGUACCUCGAAGCAUCAAACAUCCUACAAAGUCUGCAGAUACUGCAUGUGCUGCAAGUGCUCCAGUAUUGGGCUUGAAAGGCAGCACUCUGAAGGGUGAGCUGCGGUUUAACUACACAUACUCCGUUUACUGGACUCAAAAUAAUCAAAUACGCUGGUCUUCUCGUUGGGACUACAUCUUGGAAUCCAUGCCACACACCAACAUCCAAUGGUUCAGCAUCCUGAACUCUCUGGUGAUUGUUGUAUUUUUGUCUGGAAUGGUUGCAAUGAUCAUGUUGCGCACUCUUCAUAAGGACAUUGCCCGCUAUAAUCAGAUGGAUAGCACUGAUGAUGCACAGGAAGAAUUUGGAUGGAAGCUGGUACAUGGUGAUGUUUUUCGUCCUCCACGGAAAGGAAUGGUGCUGGCUGUUUUAGUUGGCUGUGGCUCUCAGAUUUUCUUCAUGACAUUAAUUACGCUGGUAUUUGCCUGCUUGGGUUUCCUGUCUCCUGCAAAUCGAGGUGCUCUAAUGACUUGUGCUUUGGUGCUGUAUGUCUGCUUGGGAACACCAUCUGGAUAUGUCUCAUCAAGACUCUAUAAAAUGUUUGGUGGGGAGAAAUGGAAGUCCAAUGUUCUGCUGACUGCUCUUCUCUGUCCUGGGGUUGUAUUUGGAGUGUUUUUUGUACUGAACCUGGUGUUGUGGAUCAAUGGAUCAAGUGCUGCCAUUCCUUUUACUACGUUACUGGCUCUCCUUGCCCUGUGGUUUGGCAUCUCGGUUCCAUUGACUUUCGUUGGUGCCUACUUUGGAUUUCGCAGAAGGCCCAUUGAACAUCCUGUGCGCACUAAUCAGAUUCCACGUCAGAUCCCUGAGCAGUCUCUGUAUACACGACCAGUCCCUGGUAUCAUCAUGGGGGGAGUUCUUCCUUUUGGAUGUAUCUUUAUUCAACUGUUUUUCAUUCUCACCAGCAUUUGGUCUCAUCAGAUGUACUACAUGUUUGGCUUCCUCUUCUUAGUGUUUAUUAUUCUUCUCAUCACUUGCUCAGAGGCAACUGUUCUGCUUUGCUACUUCCAUUUGUGUGCAGAGGAUUAUCAUUGGUGGUGGCGUUCCUUCCUUACCAGUGGUUUCACAGCUGUCUACUUGUUUAUUUACUGUAUUCACUUCUAUGCGACCAAGCUGGAGAUUCAGGGUGCUGCUAGCACCUUUUUGUAUUUCGGUUACACCUUUCUAAUAGUCUUUCUUUUUUUCCUUUUGACAGGAACAAUAGGCUUUUUUGCCUGCUUCUUCUUUGUCACAAAGAUCUACAGUGUUGUCAAAGUGGACUAAGCUGCUAACAUUAGGAAGGCAGCGUAUGCAGUGGCUACUACUGAAAAGAAAGGAUACUAAAUGAAAUGUAUAUGAUAAAAUGCAUAUCGCAUAUAGAUGCCUGACUGUGACAUGAGGGAACUGUAAUAAGGGAUCAAAAGAUUUCUCAUCAGUAAUUUACAAAUUAUAAAUCUAACUGCGGUUAGAUCAUAUAUGUCAUUACUGGAGAAAAGCUUUGUCAUGUAGCAAGUUUUUUCUUAUAUAUUUCUACCAUUCUUUUGUUGGGCUUGACAUUUUUACAGUUUAAUCUCUAACAUUAGCAGUUUGGCACCUGUAUAUAGAGUGUUACAAUUUCUGUAAGUUUAGUAUCCAAAAUAUAGACACAGAAAACACAGUACAAAGAUUAAAAUAUGCAGCAGACAACUGUAAUUGCGGCCCUAUGCUCCUGGAGGAGAAACAAGGACUUAACUAACUGCAAUUAACCAACCAGAAAUUUUAACUGCAGAAGUAAGUAAAACUGCUUGCACGCUUUCAGUCACAUUAUUUCUUUUGGGAGACCUUCGGACCUUUGUGUGCUUCUUCUGGACUCCAGCACAAAGAGCAUUCCUCUUUAAGGACUAGUUGGCACAUAUUUUUCUUACAAUGAUUAAAUAAAGCCUAGUGCCUAGUGCAUCACAAAUCUGGGUGAGCACCAUCCACACCACCACUAUUCCUGAUAUGCUUAAAAACACAUCACAAUGCACAAAAAAGAGGUCAACAACAUAUAAGAUCAGGAAAGUGUAUGAAUAUUUUUGUAUUAAAAGUCGCAGCUAAUGCAAGAGCAUAUUGUGACAUUACAGUUUUUACUUAUACAUGACUACAUAUGAAGUCUUAUAUCUUGAGAAAAGAAUUUGGGUAGUCAUCCAGAUCUGGCAAAAUAGUAUUUUGAACUGAGGAUUACGCAGUCAUGUAUUCCAGUACAUUAAGGCAUGAGCAAAACAAAGCAUAGAGACCACACAUACUUUCAUCUGUGCAUGUAUAGUCAUCACUUGUGCCUGAAUACUACUAAGGAAAAUGUGUCAUAAGGCAAAAAUGUGCACCACAGUAAGUUUUAUAAUGGAGAUCUUCCAGGUCUCAAUUCAGUUACAUGUUGGGUGCAUAGAAUUUUUUUACAGUAAAGUUUCUCCCAAUAAUCAUUUUUCAUAUGCCUAAUAUUUAAUUUCGAUUUUUCUGUCAUUUGCAACAAAAAAAAUGUUGAGCUUAUUUGAUAUGUUAUUUGUACGCACACACUUUUCAACAUUAACAUUUACCAUUUGUAACAGGUGGCCCUGGUUUACAUUUAAUAGAAUGCACCAGUUCACUGUUACUCACAUUUCAUAAAUGUUUGAAGAAAGUUUUGCCCUUUAUGCAAGCCACAUCUCCAGAAAGAUAACCAGUGGUGUUUGAUUUUGGCUGUUGACAUUUAAAUGUUGACAUUUACAAAUACACCAGUUGAUAUUUUCAUGUUGGCAAUUUCAGAAAGUUUAUUGUUGGAGGCAGGAACAUUGAGUAAUGAAUAUUGUUUUGUUCUAUGACUAGGUUGCUUGAGUGGUCACAUCUCUUCCUCACAAAUUUUCUGCAUGGUCCAUUUAGCCUUUGAAAUUUACAGACACUCAUAUGAAGAAAGUAUGCUGUCUUUUCUUCUUUACUUCAGAGGAAAAACUCACCAAUUUAAGGCUUACCCAGGCAUUUGAUAGGAAAGUUUUCCCUAUCCAACUAGCAUACAGAUAUCGGAUUUAUCAUUAAAGAUAAAAGCUAGUAGAAGGUAAUUGGGCUUUGCCUUCUUGCCUUCUUCAUGGCAUGCCUCUGACGUGGUAAACCACUUACAGCUUACUGACCUUACAACCAUUUGCUUUUACCGUUUUCCUUAAUAUAAAGAAGGAUUAAGACCUCAUGCACCCUAGUUCAAUGGUAUUCUGUUGCUGGGGAUUUUCAUAACAAAUACUUGUCAAAUCCAGAUACAUAUUUACUCUUUAUUUUCUAGUAAAAACUAUGAUUACACCCCCAUUGUAAAUAUUUGGAUUAGUAUCAAGCCCUGGACGUUUGUGGAUGAUAUUUCUAAAGUAUUGUAAUAUUUAGCCUUUGAGGUGUAUAAUUUUUCAUUUUGCCAACUUAAGUGUUACAUAUUUUUUUAAUUAUCAAAUAUUCAUUAAGUGAAAUGUAUAAAGGAGGGAAGUAAGAAACAUUGGAGGUAAGUAAAUUAUGGGGGAAUGCUUGUUGAUGUCUGCGCUGUGUUAAUAAGAGGGAAAUUUCUCUUUCAAGGGUGCAACGGAGGGACGGAUAGCUGAAAUUUUAACUUACUGUGGACUGCAGUGGGGCUUCAUAGCCCUGUCAGAUGCUUUUUAUUGCCAUUGGAUAUGUGCGCUCUGUGAUUAGCUUUCUGCAUAUCCAGAAUGUUAAUUUCAGAUUUACGUUUUUGGUUUUUGUGUUUGUAAGCAUGCAUAUAUGCAAAUACAUCCCUGCGUACAAAUUGUAGAGGAAGACAAGUAAAUUUUGCUUUGCUGUUCUAUAGUUCUUUUGUUCACUUUAUUUAGUGUUCUGUAGGGUAUACAGACUUGUGAAUGCAAGGGGAUAUCCACUGUUAAAAAUUCACAAACAUUCCCUUUUGGGGACCAGCUUCUAUGCUGCCAGUUAUGACUCGUUACCAGUGAAAUAGUAUUGAGGAUGUUAAUCACAGUUUGUGUUCUGUUUUUUCAGGAAAUAAUUGUUCAUAUGAAAUUCUAAAAUCUUUAUAUUUAGCAUGCCCUAAAUUCAAGACUGCAUGCAGUCCCAGACCAAUGGCUGUACAUGUAAAAUGACAUCAUUCAACAGUGCUUUGCUAUAUUUCAUAUUAUUUUCACAUUAAUAAAUUAUUGAAUUAUAAUGGAAAAUGUAUCAGUGAUGAUAAUCCUUCUAAACCUAAGAAGGAGCCCAGUGAACUUUAACUUUUGAAAUGAUACCAUGAUAUACAUAGCAGACUGACUAAAUGCAAUUUGUGAAGUGUGUGUCCCCUUCAAAGGUGGAGGUACAAUUAUAUAGCUCAAUAGUAUAACAGUGAAGCAAAAUAUUCAUUGAAUGCAUAUUAAAAUUUCCAGUAUUUCUACUGUGCUUGUGAUUGUAAAUGAAACUGUUGGCUUGUCAUAGAAAUGAACAAUCUUGAAGUAAAAAAGUGUGAACCUCUGACAAACCAAAAAAUAAACUACAUUCUUUAAACCA
This is a messenger RNA of Pomacea canaliculata, 5360 nucleotides long. Its product is annotated as transmembrane 9 superfamily member 2-like. The coding region runs from base 195 to 2168 and encodes 657 amino acids. Gene Ontology annotation, biological process: protein localization to membrane. Lineage: Eukaryota; Metazoa; Mollusca; Gastropoda; Architaenioglossa; Ampullariidae. The record is from RefSeq and is a predicted model, not a curated record. The transcript has 18 exons. Gene Ontology annotation, cellular component: membrane.